This is a messenger RNA of Saccostrea cuccullata (small rock oyster), 1834 nucleotides long. Its product is annotated as mucin-2-like. The transcript is spliced from 4 exons. NCBI's taxonomy places the organism in Eukaryota, Metazoa, Mollusca, Bivalvia, Ostreida, Ostreidae. The annotation marks the transcript as partial. The record is from RefSeq and is a predicted model, not a curated record.
AUGGAUUCCUCCCCGAUCUGUGACCGGUAUAUCCUAGAGGGCUGGUACGGAGCGAGGGGAUACAAUAUGUCUACAUCUCCCUCUCUUACAUAUUGUGGUACAUUGUAUCCAGUCUGGUUGAAAGAUCAGCCACCCAAUGAAGGACAAACUGGAUUGGUAUCUGCCUGUCAGGUUGGAUAUAGCGUUAGCUGUGAAAGAAGUUACAACAUUGAAGUUAAGAACUGUGGAGAUUUUCUAGUCUAUAAAUUGAAGCCAUUGGAUUUAUGUACUUCUGCAUAUUGUUUUGAAACACCUACGAUUAUUACAUCUUCGGUAGCAAUCACAUCUCAUUAUGUAGCAGCAGGUGAAACAUCACCGGAAGUAACAUUCAGUUCUCACAACACAGCCUCAAACAUUGAUUCUAGAUCUACAACUGAGACAAGUAAAGAUGUAACAUAUCCACCAACCAACCCCUUUACUGAGACAAGUAAACAUGAAUCAUAUCCACCAACUAACCCCACUACUGAGACAAGUAUAGAUGUAUCAUAUCCACCAACUAACCCCUCUACUGAGACAAGUAUAGAUGUAACAUAUCCACAGACUAACCCCUCUACUGAGACAAGUAAAGAUGUAUCAUAUUCACCGACUAACCCUUCUACUAAGACAAGUAAAGAUGUAUCAUAUCCACAGACUAACCCCUCUACUGAGACAAGUAAAGAUGUAACAUAUCUACCGACUAACCCCUCUACUGAGACAAGUAUAGAAGUAUCAUAUUCACCGACUAACCCUUCUACUGAGACAAGUAAAGAUGUAACAUAUCCACCGACUAACCCUACUACUGAGACAAGUAAAGAUGUAACAUAUCCACCAACUAACCCUUCUACUGAGACAAGUAAAGAUGAAACAUAUCCACCAAUUAACCUCUCUACUGAGACAAGUAAAGAUGUAACAUACACACCAACUAACCCAUCUACUGAGACAAGUAAAGAUGUAACAUAUUCGCCGACUAACCCUACUACUGAGACAAGUAAAGAUGUAACAUAUCCACCAACUAACCCUUCUACUGAAACAAGUAAAGAUUUAACAUACACAACAACAUACCCUUCUACUGAGACAAGUAAAGAUGUAACAUAUCCACCAACUAACCCUACUACUGAGACAAGUAAAGAUGUAACAUAUCCACCGACUAACCCUUCUACUGAGACAAGUAAAGAUGUAACAUAUCCACCGACUAACCCUUCUACUGAGACAAGUAAAGAUACAAGUAAAGAUGAAACAUAUCAACGAACUAACCCCACUACUGAGACAACUAAAGAUGUAACAUAUCAACGAACUAACCCUACUGCUGAGACAAGUAAAGAUGUAACAUAUCCACCGACUAACCCUUCUACUGAGACAAGUAAAGAUGUAACAUAUCCACCAACUUACCCUUCUACUGAGACAAAUAAAGAUGUAACAUAUCCACCAACUUACCCUACUACUGAGACAAGUAAAGAUGUAACAUAUCCACCAACUUACCCUUCUACUGAGACAAGUAAAGAUGUAACAUAUCCACCGACUAACCCUUCUACUGAGACAAGUAAAGAUGUAACAUAUCCACCAACUUACCCUUCUACUGAGACAAGUAAAGAUGUAACAUAUCCACCGACUAACCCUUCUACUGAGACAAGUAAAGAUGUAACAUAUCCACCAACUUACCCUACUACUGAGACAAGUAAAGAUGUAACAUAUCCACCGACUAACCCCACUACUGAGACAAGUAAAGAUGUAACAUAUCCACCAACUAACCCCACUACUGAGACAAGUAUAGAUGUAACAAAUACACCAAGUAAACCUACUACGGAGCCAAGUAAAG